UACCAAAGCUAUAUUGACUACACAAAGACACUCCCGCUGAAUCCUUCCCCAGAGGUAUUUGGAAUGAACGCGAAUGCUGACAUUACCAAGGAUCAGGCUGAAACACAACUGUUCUUUGAUAACAUUCUUCUUACACAGACUUGGGCGUCUGGUGGUGGUGCAACAUCCACUGAUGAAGUUGUUCAUGAAGUCACCGGUGACAUCCUGAGCAAACUUCCUCCAGAUUUCGCCAUCGAAGCCGCAAUGAGAAGAUACCCAACCACGUACACUCAGAGCAUGAACACUGUGCUUGUGCAAGAGAUGGGGCGCUUUAACAAGCUCCUGCAGACGAUACGGGACUCCUGCAUUAACAUCCAGAAAGCAAUAAAGGGGCUAGUGGUGAUGUCUGCUGAACUGGAGGAAGUGGUAAGCAGCAUUCUGAAAGGCAAAAUUCCGGGACUGUGGAUGAGUCAGUCUUACCAGCCUCUGGGCAGCUACGUGACCGACUCCCUCCACAGACUGAAGUUCUUGGAGCUGUGGUAUGAAAAUGGACCUCCACCAGUCUUCUGGCUUUCGGGAUUCUUCUUCACUCAAGCGUUCCUAACAGGCGCCCAGCAGAACUACGCCAGAAAAUACACCAUCCCCAUAGACCUGCUGGAAUUUGACUAUGAAGUGAUGGAAGACAAGGAAUAUGAAACUGCUCCCGAAGACGGGGUUUAUAUUAAACGAUUGUUCUUGGAUGGAGCGUGCUGGAACAGGCAGACGAAGAAGCUAGAUGAAUCUCACCCGAAAAUCCUCUACGACACAGUACCUGUAAUGUGGCUGAAGCCGUGUAAGAGAGCGGACAUUCCCCAGCGACCGAGUUACCUGGCCCCCGUGUACAAGACGAGCGAGAGGAGAGGGACGCUGUCCACCACAGGCCACUCCACCAACUUCGUCAUCGCGAUGACCCUCCCUUCCGACAAGCCGCCAGAGCACUGGAUCCGACGAGGCGUGGCGCUGCUGUGCCAGCUGAGCUCCUGA
Apaloderma vittatum (bar-tailed trogon) is the source of this 1002-nucleotide messenger RNA. Its product is annotated as dynein heavy chain 7, axonemal-like. Gene Ontology annotation, cellular component: dynein complex. NCBI's taxonomy places the organism in Eukaryota, Metazoa, Chordata, Aves, Trogoniformes, Trogonidae. Gene Ontology annotation, biological process: microtubule-based movement. The record is from RefSeq and is a predicted model, not a curated record. Gene Ontology annotation, molecular function: minus-end-directed microtubule motor activity; dynein intermediate chain binding; dynein light intermediate chain binding.